GAAUAUUUUCAAUAACCGGAAAAGCUGCACGUGGUCGAGGGAGGUUUUUUUGGAAAUCCCCUAAACGUUGCUCAGCAUGUGAGCGCCUUGCUACUGAGAGACAGCUGAGUGGUGGCGCAUGAGUGAGAGCAGAAUCGCGACGCAAGCAACCGGAACCCAGGUCUCGAUGGCAUCUCAUCCACGAAACUCAAUCCCUGCCUGCCUCCUCCUCACCCUCUUCCUCACCAUCCGCCUCACACAGGCUGAGACAUUUCAGAGUACAGAUGGCCCCAAUGAUCUGGAGGUGAAGAGGAAGUGUGGAUUCUCACUCAAGGCCAUUCACGACUGCAAGUACCAGAAGUGCCAGGAGGCUUCGGCCAUCUGUGCAGCAAUAACUCCUGCGGCUGAGGCCGGCGAUUUAACAGACUGCCAGAUCAAGCACUGCAUGCAGGAGAAGAAGAAAUGUGAGGAGCCACUCAACAAAUACCUCUCUGAAGAGGAGGUAUGUGAGGGCAACGCAUUUAACGACGUGGAGAUGGACUGCCUGCUGAAGUUGCGCACAUCUCUGGAGCAACUCACAGUAUGCAAGAGGGACGGAUAUCUGAAUAAGAAGGUUUACUGCUUCCAGAACGAAUGGAAGCGCAGGAUUGGUGCUUACGCCACGGACAAGCUGAGGAAGACCGCGACACCAGAAGCCAUUGACUGCGCGUACGACACCUGCUUCCAGAACGUGACUCGGUGCCUCUACGACCACCACCAUAAUAUGGCCAUCAACCCAGCUUCUCUGCGGAGGUUUGAUCUGGUGCAUUGCGCCUAUGUAGCCAUCAACUACAGUCACGAGUGCGAGAGCAUUUCCAGGCUCAGUGGCUGUGCAGAGAGAUUGGUGAACUGCACAAGCGAAAACACAGUCAAGCCUGGAAUUAUCGCGGGAGCGAUUGGAGGGACCGUGGGCGUGGUGGUGGUGAUUAUCUUGGCCGUCGUGCUCUACGUGAAUUGGGAGGAUAUCGUUGAAAAACGGGAGACCUUAUGUGGAGGCUCCAACGUCGCCCCGGGCAGCUCCAAUGACGACGAGGGCAGCUGCGACGUCGCCCAGGGCAGUUCCAACGUCGCCCAGGGCAGCUCCAACGUCGCCCAGGGCAGCUCCAACGUCGCCCAGGGCAGCACCACUGUCGAUUUGCAGGACAUGGACGCGCAGGAUACCACUGCCGUGGAAUUGAAUGAUGAAGAUUCAAAACUCCUGGAAAAAGGACAAGUAACUGCAUAGAAGAGAGAGGAGGCAAGAUGUUAACCACCUCGCCUGGGAUGCAUGAGGUUGUCGGUUCCAUUCCGACCCUGAAGCUCGCUGUAUUUUUGGAUUUUGCAUGUCUCCCCCCCCCACCCCUGUGGUCACUUGGAUUUUUAUUUGGGUCUUCUGGUGUUGCCCUCCACAUUUAUGAACGUGCCUUCAGAGUAUAUUUAUUCACUUUAUUCUUAUUUUUCUAUCUACGUGACUUUACCGAAAGAACCAAAGAAUAUGACUUCUUGCAGUCACGAAAGUUUUAAGUCAACAGUAUUUUGGCUGUUAGAAAUUUCCGCUUGAUAAGCUAUCAUUUGUGGCCAGGCCACUUCUGAAAUAGAGCUAAAUAGUUCAGUGGGCCUUACGUGGCUUGAUUUGUCCCGAUGAAACGUUCCGAGUUUGCUGUGGGAUCGGCCACACAAUGAGAGGGCCAGGGUACGAGAAGGUUGGUGGAAAAUUGAGAUCACAUUUCGUGUUAUAAGCGGUGGUUGCGGCAGUGGUGGUAAAGGUGGUGGUAAAGGUGGCGGUGGUGGUAUUAAGGUUGUGGUGGAGGUUGUGGUGGUAGAGGUGGUGGUGGUAGAGGAGUGACGCUCACAACAACGAGCAGAGCGCCAGGUGGCUAAAGCACAGCAAGUUGGCACAGUAGGGGGCACAGGUGGUGCAUCAGCCAGUCGUCUCAGUCAUCUCAGUCGACCCGUGGCACCUGGGUCUGCCCCGUGACCUCCUGCCAGCGGACUUUCGACACUUCAUGUAUUCUCAAGGUGCACAUGGCCUGGCACAAGCGUCGUGGUGACGUCACCGCCACUUAGUGGCAAAUGGCGGUUGUUGUUGGUGGUAGAGGUGGUAGUGGUAGUGUAGCAGUGGUGUAGCGGUUAGCGCUACACUGCGCUAUGAACCCGGCGACCCGAUUUCAUUACCCGCUCGCGGCCAACACCAGUGACGAUUAUUUAAACGAGUCCUGGGCCUCUCCUGGGUCGACUCAGCCUCAAAUGAGUACCUGGUGUGGUGUGUAAACAUCGCCACUGGGGAGACAAAGGAGGUCGGGCGUGGUGCUGGCCACCCACCCCCUCGUGUACCCUUUCGGCCUUCAUAGGUGCUCGCUAACAGCACUUGCCCCAACAGUCUGUUAAGGCUAUACGGGGAUCUUUGUUUUGGUGGUGGCGGAGGUGGUGGUGGAGAAAUAAUAAAAUGUAUAGAGACGAACAGGAGGUGGUGGUAAUGAUGAUCAUGUGGAGGAGGAAGAUAGGGAAGAGGUGGUGGUGAUGGAAGAGAUGAGGUGGUGAUGAUGAUAAUGAAGGAGGAGGGGAUAACGGAGGAGGAGAUAAGGGAGGAGACAGAGGAAGGAAGAGUUGAAAGAAGAUGAGUGGGUGGGUGACUGGGUGGGUGAGUGAGUGGGCAGGUGAGUGGGUGGGUCAGUGAGUGGGUGUGUGGCUGAGUGAGGGUGGAUUAUUUCAAGUUCAAGUUUCAUGUAUUAGGUAUAGCCCUGUGAGCCAUGCGGCUCUUGAGUCGGGUGCAACCGCAACAAACAAUAUAAGAACAGAGAACAUAAAGUGACGACGCGCAACAGAAACAUCCUGGAAACACCAGCAAAAUCUUCCAAAAAAAACCCCACUGUAUUACAACGCUGUGUGCAAAAAUCCCAAUAUGAUGCAAGUCAAACAAUAACAACCAUAAGACGUAAUACUAGGGUUCUUCCCCCUUUUUCCGGCAACAAAACUGAAACCUUUCCACAAGGAUCCACGUCUGCAUUAACCACAAUACUUGCAGUCAAAAUGCAAACAAAAAACACACUGAUAAUAUAUGCAUUGCAGACACUAAUCCUUGUAAAAAGGCUUCAGCUCCGUUGCCCAAAAAAUGGGAAAACCCCCAUCAUUAUAUUUUGGUACUGGCAAAGGAGUUCUAAUGAUGACCCAUAAGACAAUUUAGAAUAAAGUUAUUAGGCCAACUCCGCACUUCUGCAAGAAACAUGGCUUAACCAUGUUUUCGAAAUCACCAAAAUAAAGCUAUAAAUACAAUGUAACAACAGUAAUCAUAUGAACUUUGAUUCAAAUUUAACAAUAAACGAUAUACAUAACAUGUACGACUAAA
Molecule: messenger RNA, 3343 nt
Organism: Lethenteron reissneri (Far Eastern brook lamprey)
Lineage: Eukaryota; Metazoa; Chordata; Hyperoartia; Petromyzontiformes; Petromyzontidae
Source: RefSeq, a predicted model, not a curated record